Molecule: messenger RNA, 12078 nt
Organism: Phasianus colchicus (ring-necked pheasant)
Lineage: Eukaryota; Metazoa; Chordata; Aves; Galliformes; Phasianidae
Gene: ABCA12
Product: ATP binding cassette subfamily A member 12
Biological process (GO): lipid transport; transmembrane transport
Cellular component (GO): membrane; intracellular membrane-bounded organelle
Molecular function (GO): ABC-type transporter activity; ATP binding; lipid carrier activity
Source: RefSeq, a predicted model, not a curated record
UUGGGUCAGCUGAGGAUGGCUGCGCUCUUCCAGCACUUGAGGAUCCUGCUGUGGAAGAACUGGCUGAGUGUCAAGAGGCAGCCGGUAUGGUCAUUCAUUUUAAUUUCCUGGCCUGUGGUUGUUUUCAUAAUCUUGGCUAUCAUCCGUCUCAAAUUCCCCCCAGAACCACAGCCAAACUGUUAUCUUGCACCCCGAAACCUUCCAAGUGCAGGCUUCUUCCCAUUCCUGCAAACUGUGCUGUGUGAUUCAGAUGCCAGAUGUAAAGGCACACCAUACACACCAGAAGAUCUGCUGCCAAGGCUUAAUGACAUCUCAUCUCUCAGACUUAAGCGGAGGAGCUCAUCUAGAGUGUCCAAGGACAACCAUCCAUCACCAUGGAGUGCUGAGGUUCCUAAAAGCAGGAAUGCUUCACUGGCAUUCAGGGAUUCGGUAUCUCAUGGAGAAAAGACACUUUGGAAUAUUUCAUCACCAUCCAAUUUGACUUCUAGCCUCAACAUGUUCAACAGAAUCCUUAGUUUUGGGAAGGGCAAGGUGCAAUAUUCAGUGGGAGCAAAUCUCAAAGUCAUUCUGUGUGAGAUCUUGUCACGAUACGUACCAGCUCCUGGUCUCACCGAAGAGAAGAUGGCAGCCAACAUCUACAGGACAUUCUGCUUUACUGACUCAUCGGUUUUAGAGUCCUUUACCCAGGAGUUUAGAAGUCAGUUGUCUCAGGUGCAACACAACCCACAAUACCAGGCAGCAUUUGUCAACGAAAUGGUCUCAUUUCUAACGCUCAUCUCCCAAGUGCAGAAUGACACCUCCCUGUGGCAUCUCUUUUUGUUGGCUCCAGAUGUGUUUCAGGGCAGCAUGCAACUCCAAGAUAUAAUUGAUUUUCUUCAGAAUGCGAGCAGUGCUGUGCUGGCAGCUCAGAAUGUCUCUCCAUCACUUGUUACUGAUGAUAGAUUCAAAACUGUUCAAAACGGGGUUACAGAUCCCCCAUAUUCCUUGAAUUGCUUGGAGCAAGAUAAAGAAAAAAGUUUGGUGAUCAGAUAUAUUUGUAAUCACUUCAACUGGAAAGAUAAGUGGACUUUAGUAUCAGAGUUGGAAGAAGUUCUGAGAAAAAUAAAGUUACCAGAGAUUGGUGGAAAAGUCUCCAAGAGGUCCAUUAAUUCAGAUGAUUUAGAAGCCAUACAAAAGUCUCUACAUCGUUUAAAAGGCUUUGAGAAAAAAAUGAAUAGAAGUGAAUUAAAAAGCUUAAAUCUAUUCAGAAAUUUGAAGAAUGAAACAUUACAGAAAUUGUACGCAAUUCUUGAACUGGGAAUGACUCCACAUCAUGAUUAUAAAUUAAAGGAAGAAUAUAAUAAGGAAAUAAUUGAUGAAAUCUAUAACUUGACAUCACAGCAAUUACAGAGCAACUUUAACGGGACUUCCAUUUUCAAUAUAAUGGCCCAGUGGAAAGAAAUUCAGGGUGCUUUAAAAUUAGCUACAAUGAUUUGGAAUCCAGUUUUGUUAAAUAAUUCUAAUUUUAGUAUAGCACAAACUGAGAAUGCUCUCAAAACUUUACUCACCAUUAGCAUGCCAUCAUUUCUGGGAGACUUAAGAGAUCGUUUCAAUGGAGUUGAAGAAAUACCGUCUUUGAUUUCUGAUUAUCUUCUUAAACCUGUGUCGUAUAGAAGCUUUCCAGACCAACUCCUAGCUCUCCAAAAGAUAUUUUUUAUAUUGACACAUAAAAACAUAGGUUAUGACUACCUACUGUUGCCUGCAUUUGAGCUGAUGCGGAAAGUAGAAAGCUCCAUGGGUGAAUCGCGGUGGCAUGAACUGAAUGGCUAUUGGCGCCUUGCUGAAAAGCUCAGAUCAAUGCAAUGGAAUAAUACAGGCAUCGUAGCCUAUGGGCAGUUUUUAGAGGUAUUAAACAGCCAUUUUGAAAAGCUGAUUAAUAAUUCAAAUAGUCUUUUCAGUGAACAGUUUGGUCAACUGUCUGAAUUUAUAGCAGCUGUAUUUAAAGAGUUUGAUGGGGAAAACUCUGAAGUAGCCAAUAUCUCGCUAGUUACUCAAGCCAUACAAAAGACCUUGUAUGUAUUAAAAGACUUACAACUCAACUAUAAUGUCAGUAAAUUAAAAUAUAUAGAUCUGUUCUUUAAUUUUGACAAUAAAACCUUUGAGAGAUUUUCUGAACUUCUGAGGACAGGAAUGGAAAUCCUCCACUAUAGAGAUGCCAGUGAAGCUUCCACUGAAGAAAUGAUUAAUGCUGUCUAUAACUUAACACGUCUUGUACUGCAGGAGUUCAGUGAGUCUUCCUUACCACACAAGGCAAAAAUCUGGGAGUUUUUGCAUGUAGCCUUGAGCCCUUUUCUUGAGAAUAGAGACGGCAGUGCCAGAACAAUCCAGAAUUGCUCUGCUCGGGAUGUGCUCCACGUAACACUUCAGAUGCUUUUUGAGAAUGCCUCUCUAAGUGAGUCGUUAGCCUCAAGCCCCUGCAAAGACCUCUUUGCCUCCAUGGAUGUCGAGAGUGGAACUGCACGCAAUGAAACCUUCACCAAAAUGUUCCAGCUUGCCAUAAGGAACUUGAAGCUGUCUCCAGAGUUUGCUGCUGUCUACAAGAACAGCAGUGAACGCUUUUCCAAGGAGCUGUCGUGCACCAUCCAGUCUCUGCAGUUUUCCCUGUGUUUCCUUUCCAAAUUAAAGCUCAUCUCUGAGGUGGAAAACUCUUGGGUAGAGGAGAAGAUGAGAGCUCUGGCUGCUCUCCUGGAGACACUGCUGCAGGGCAAUGCCUCCUGCCCCAUCCCAGCCCAGGAGGUGGGUGGUGGGCUCCCAUCUCAGCUUUUGAAGAUGCUCCUUCCUUUUGUGCUGAAUGAGACAGAACUGAAUUCCCUGAAUUUCUCUGCCAGCUCUGCAGGCUGGUGUAGGGUGCCUGUGUUUACUCAUCUGUUACCAACUAUUUUCACUUGGAACAACAGUAUAAAUGAACUACUAAAGGUUGGUGGAAAUGCUUCCCACGGGUCUGAAUGGGGUCACUUUUUGCGUCUGUGGCACGCCACUGGCAAGGUGCUGACCACCAAAUGGAACCUAACGGAAGUGGAUGAAUAUGUGAAACUCCUGGAAAUUGUGAAAAAAGCCCUAAUUCUUGUGGACUUCGGGCUAGCUCCUGGAAGAACAUUAGUAUAUAAUAUUUUUGGUAAUUCUUCUGAAGGAAUGAAAUCCUCAGAUCUGAAUGAUUAUUAUAGUUUAUUGAAACACUUCUUCAAUUCCACUUCUGCUACAAACAGCACGCUGGAAUUGGAAGGAAUGCUUCAGGAAAUGAUCCCACUGUAUGAGACAGGUGGUGAAGGAUUGUUUUACACUAAUCCCCAAGGGAAGGAAAAUCAAGAUAUUCUGUCCACAGCUGCAGUGAUUUGGAAUCGGAUCAUCUUAAACAAGACUCAUUUUAAUACAGAGAAGACAUGGGAGGUUAUCAAAAUGAUUGCACUUCAUGCAGUUUUGCUUGAAGACAUAGAAAAUUAUCCCAGUACGAGUGAAGAAGUGUCAUCAUUAUUUUCUGACUUCUUGUUGACCCCUAUAACUUCAGAAAAUUUUGCAGAACAGCUCUUGGCUCUCGAGAAGCUUCUUGCUGCUGUGGCAAGGGUGAAUACCAGUGAUCAUUAUCUGCUGAUCUCUUCUUUGUCUAAGCUAAUGCAGAAGCUCCAGAGUUCUCCUCAUCGAAGGCAAGUAAAUGAACUUCAUGCUUUCUCCCAGAUUGCUGAAGUUGUUCAGUCCAUGAACUGGGACAGCACAGACAGUCUUUCUUUCCAGUCUCUUCUAGACAUACUGCAGAAUCAGUUCGGUACCAUGCAAAAUGACUCAAGUCUUCCUUUCAGUAAGGAACUGAAGCAGAUAAUGUCCUUUAUUUCCUCCAUAUUUGAGCUGUAUGAUGAAGAUGACUCCAUGGGAGCCCUAUACUCACAAGCCAUACAAAGGAGUAUCUUUCUUGUAAAAGAUUUGCAGAAAAGUUACAAUAUCAGUGACCUCGAAGCUAUUAACCUAUUAUUUGAUUCUUACAGCAACUCUACCCAAAGAUUGUUUGAAAUGUGGAGAGCAGGAAUGAAAGCCCUUCACAACACGAAUGUAAACAAAACAUUUGAAGAAAAAACAGACAUUGUCUAUCAUUUCUUCCAUCUGUUGCUGCCGAAGGAGUUCAGUGAGUCUUUCUUACCACGCAAUGCUUCACUAGAGGCUAGAGCAGUGGAUCUGAUGUUCUUAGCCUUGAGCCCUUUUCUUGAGAAUGGAGACAGCAGUGCCAGAACAAUCCAGAAUUGCUCUGCUCAGGAUGUGCUCCACGUAACACUUCAGAUGCUUUUUGAGAAUGCCUCUCUAAGUGAGUCGUUAGCCUCAAGCCCCUGCAAAGACCUCUUUGUCUCCAUGGAUGUCGAGAGUGGAACUGCGCGCAAUGAAACCUUCACCAAAACGUUCCAGCUUGCCAUAAGGAACUUGAAGCUGUCUCCAGAGUUUGCUGCUGUCUACAAGAACAGCAGUGAACGCUUUUCCAAGGAGCUGUCGUGCACCAUCCAGUCUCUGCAGUUUUCCCUGCGUUUCCUUUCCAAAUUAAAGCUCAUCUCUGAGGUGGAAAACUCUUGGGUAGAGAAGAAGAUGAGAGCUCUGGCUGCUCUCCUGGAGACACUGCUGCAGGGCAAUGCCUCCUGCCCCAUCCCAGCCCAGGAGGUGGGUGGUGGGCUCCCAUCUCAGCUUUUGAACAUGCUCCUUCCUUUUGUGCUGAAUGAGACAGAACUCAGUUCCCUGAAUUUCUCUGCCAGCUCUGCAGGCUGGAAUAACCUGUCCAUGCUCUUCAGCAUGACACAGAGCGAGCUUCUCAUGAACAACAUGCUGCAGAGGUUGCUGGAUUCUUACAACCUCACCAAAUUGAGCUAUUUCUCAAGCAUUUGGGAUGUAGUUGACAGGUCACUGAACAGUGAAAGGAAUCUAGCUGAAGUGGCUGCUUUUGCAAAGUUACUGGAAGCAGUGGCAAACAACCUUGCCAGCAAUGUGUCAGCUCUAGACAUGAUAGAAGCUGGCCACUAUGUUCUUAAGCUGCUGAACAUCUCUGAUCUGCUAACUGAACUCACUACAAGUUCCAGCUCAGCUUCUCUCUCCAAUAAAACUAUUUUGGAUGCUGUGUUUGACAUAGUCACUCAUCACUUCAUUGACAUGGCAGAAACCCUGUACAACAAGACCCUGCCUUGGACUCAAAGUGACCAAACCCUGUCACCCACCAGUCUCAUCACACGGUUUCUGUUUUUAGAAUUUGAAAGCACCAUCUUACAAGUGACAGUGAAUAACAGCUAUAACCCUUACCUGAUGUGUUUAAUAAAUGCCACUGAAGUUGAAGACAGCGAAUUGACAGAAAACAUCAUGCUGCUCUUGAAGCAAACUCAUCUGAAAAAAAACUAUUUUAUGCAAAAUAAUACCUCUGAGGAACAUUCAUCCAUACCAGAGCUCCUGAAGCUAAAAAUAUCUUUCCUCCGGAAUCUGACAACACUUCUUUGUGACUACGAGAGCUUUAAGUCAAUACAGCAUAUUUGCCAUCUCCCUAAUGUUAGCUUUGGAGAACUCUGUGAACAGAGUCAAUCUCAUGAACAGCUUCUCCGUGCUAUUGAGCUGAGCAAUCAAGUUGUGACCAAUGUACUGAAUGGCAGAAGGGUCUCCAAGGAGCUUUGGAAUGUACUGAUUGGAGAUGCCACAGAUGUCCAGGCACAAAUGAAGUGGUUUCAAGAAAACGUACCAGAAAUUGCUUUUUUUCAAGAGAUUCCUCAGUAUAUGACAGCUUUGAAUUCCAUGUUGAACAUCACAGAGAAUUUAACAGACUCCAGCGUUCCAGAAAAGUUAAGAGAUGUGUUUAAAAAUGUGGACCAGCUCAAAGAGGAUCUCAAAAACACAACAAGAAUGUCCACAACCAGUAUCGAUGCUCUUCUGGAAGCAUCUCUCCCAGAAAACAGCAGUCACUUAAUUUCUCAGAUUCUCCAACUGGAGUCUUGUAGCAUCCAUCCUUCUGACCCACAUCUGCAAAUAGUAGCAGAAGAGUUCUGCAAUCUCUCUCUUUCAGAGAGGACUCGUGAGACAUACAUCCUUGGGGUCACCCUGUUACGACACGUAGACGUUUACAAUUUCUUAUACAAGAUGUUAUUCCCUAAGGAAAUUCAGAAACCUGUGGACAAGAUAUUAAACCUUCUGACAAAAAUGAAAUAUUUCCGACACCAGGUAGAGUCUGAUGUUGAUCCAUUGCUACAAGCCAUUCAUUCACUGAAAAAGCUCCGGCAGUCUAGAAGGAUGCCACUGAGUAAGGUGCUACUUAAACCAAACAACUUUAGGGUAACACAUGGCACAUUUAAAUCCAUGUCAAAAGUUCUCUGCAAUCAGGAGAUCACACCCCUGUUCUUUGAGUCCUUGCUUCCUGAUUUUGGAGACCCAAUAAGAAACAGUUCUGCGGAGGAUGUCCACGUCCAAAAGAUGAUGAGGAAAUAUGGGAUUCCUCAUGAUUCCACACCGUUUUGUUUAUCUUUCUACCUGGAUCUGGUCAAGACACCAACUGGAGCUUUAAUUUGGUCUUUUUUAAAACCAAUGGUGUUUGGGAAGAUCCUUUAUACACCAGAUACACCAGAAACUCGAGCAAUCAUGGGAAAGUCUAAUGCCACCUUGAAGCAGAUGGCUGAUCUAGCCCUGAAGUCACAGGAAUGGCUGGAUAAGUCUCCUGCCAUCAUGAAUUCACUGACUAAGUUAAACCAGACGGUUCCAAUGAUCAAGAAUGCCCUACAGAAUCCCUUUGUGCAGGUUUUUAUCAAGAUGAUGGUUGAUUUGGAUGCAGUUGAAUUGCUGAGUCAAAUAAACAAGCUUGAUGAUAUUCGGCUGGAAUUACAGAACAACACUGACAUUGUUGAUCAGCUGAACACAUUAGCUACCCUUGCAGUAAAUGUGUCCUCCUGUGUCUCAUUUAAUCGCAUUCGGGCAGUCAAAACCUUAGAGGAAAUGGAAAAGAUGGCUAAAGAACUCUUCCUAAAGAAUGAACUGUUUGCAAGUAUCAUUUUCAGGCUGCCAUCAAGCUGGAGCAGCCCAGCCCGUGGGGCUUUGGCCCUCCCUCCUGUGCUCAACUACACCAUCAGAAUGAGCAGCAGAAUCACACAGACCACCAACAGGAUCAGGGAGCGCAUCUGGACUGUGGGACCACACAACUCCACCUCUCAGAGCCAGAUCUACAGCCGGGCAUUUAUCUAUAUCCAGGACAGCAUUGAAAGAGCCAUUAUUCAGCUGCAGACUGGCAAGAAACUAGAGGAAAUAGCUGUUCAAGUCCAGGCCAUGCCUUACCCCUGCUACAAUAAGGAUAUGUUCUUAACCAGCGUGACCUACUCUCUUCCAUUUGCUCUGAUGGCUGCCUGGGUGCUGUUUAUAGCUGAUUUUGUUAAAACUCUUGUUCAGGAGAAAGAUCUGAGGCUUUAUGAGUACAUGAAGAUGAUGGGUGUCAAUGCAAGCAGCCAUUUCAUUGCCUGGUUCAUAGAGUGUGCCAUCUUCCUUCUAAUCACAGUCACCUUCCUCAUCAUUGUCCUAAAAGUGGGUGACAUCCUUCCCAAAACAAAUACAGCGCUCUUGUUCCUGUACCUUAUGGACUACAGCUUGUCCAUCAUAGCCAUGAGCUAUUUCAUCAGUGUUUUCUUCAACAACACCAACAUCGCAGCAUUGGUGGGCAGUCUUGUGUACAUCCUCACUUUCUUCCCCUUCAUUGUAUUGCUUGUCAUUGAAAAUCACUUGAGCUUCUCUGUGAAGAGCCUACUGAGCCUGUUGUCUCCAACUGCAUUCAGUUAUGCAAGUCAGUACAUUGCUCGCUAUGAGGCACAGGGCAUAGGUCUGCAGUGGGACAACAUGUACAAAUCUCCAAUGAUUGGAGACAACACAUCCUUUGGCUGGAUGUGCUGGCUCAUUCUGGUUGACUCUUUCAUUUACUUCAUCCUGGGAUGGUAUAUAAGAAAUGUAUUCCCAGGAAGAUAUGGCAUGGCUGCUCCCUGGUAUUUCCCACUGCUUCCAUCUUACUGGCUUGAAUACAACUGGCUCCCCUUCUGGAGUGAGAAACAAAGAGGCUUCAUCUUCACCAAGCUUGUGUUAAGGAAAGAAGCCAGCCCCAGCAAUCGGAUAUGUGCCCCCCCGCCUCACCUGGAGCCAGAACCCACUGAUCUCACCUUGGGAGUCUCCCUCCAUGGCAUAACAAAAGUUUAUGGAUCCAAAGCUGCAGUGGACAACUUAAGCCUCAACUUCUAUGAAGGGAAUAUAACUUCCCUGCUGGGACACAAUGGAGCUGGGAAAACUACAACCAUAUCUAUUUUGACUGGGCUGUUCCCUACAUCAUCAGGCACCAUCGUUGUCUAUGGCAAAGACAUCAAGACUGAUCAGGAAGUUAUCAGGAAGAACAUGGGUAUCUGUAUGCAGCACAACGUGCUCUUCAACUACCUCACCACGAAGGAGCACCUGCUGCUCUAUGGGUACAUCAAAGUCCCUCACUGGAGUAAAGAGGAGCUCUACCAAGAAGUUAAAAGGACUUUGAAGGAGACUGGACUCUACAGCCAUCGUCAUAAGCUGGCUGGUUCCCUGUCUGGUGGGAUGAAGAGAAAGCUGUCUAUAGCUAUUGCUCUGCUGGGUGGAUCAAGAGUAGUGAUCCUGGAUGAACCAACAACAGGGGUGGAUCCGUGCUCUCGUAGGAGUAUUUGGGAAAUUAUCUCCAAGAAUAAAAAAGGCAGAACCAUCAUUCUCUCUACACAUCACUUAGAUGAAGCAGAAGUACUGAGUGACCGAAUUGCCUUUCUAGAGCACGGAGGGCUCAAAUGCUGUGGGUCUCCAUUCUACCUCAAGGAAACUUUUGGUGAUGGCUAUCACCUAACGCUCACAAAAAAGAAGAAUAUGAUAGAGGAGUGUGACACUGCUGCAGUGACCUCCCUGAUUCAGUCCCACCUCCCAGAGGCUUAUCUCAAGGAGGAUAUUGGUGGAGAGCUCGUGUAUGUGCUUCCUCCCUUCAAGUCCACAGUCUCAGGGGCUUACCAGGCACUUCUCAGAGCCCUUGAUACCAGCUUGAGUGAUCUCCACCUUGGUUGCUACGGGAUAUCAAACACAACUGUGGAAGAGGUAUUUCUCAAUCUGACAAAAGAGCUAGGGAAGGACCCACAAGAAGAUGCAGGACUAUCCCAGCGAGAGCCUGGAGCCACUGGCCAAAAUGGUGGUGACGAAAUGUCUGUGAGCACGGAUACUUUCACAGAAAGAGAUGAUCAGCUCCUGAUCAGAUCUAAGAGCCUGCAGGGUUUACCAUUGCUGCUUAAGAAGGCAUCAGCUUUAUUCAUUAAGAGAUUCCACCAUACCCGGCGCGAUGUCCGAGGCUUCAUUGCUCAGGUCAUCCUCCCAGUCCUCUUUGUGAUGGCAGCAAUGGGACUUGGAACACUGAGGACUAAGGAGACCGAAUACCCAGAGCUGAUUCUUUCCCCCUCUCUGUAUGGCACAUCAGACCAGGCAGACUUCUUUGGGAAUUUCAAUGAAACAACAAAUGCUUUAGUUGCUUCGAUGCUUUCUUUCCCUGGGACAGAUAACACAUGCAUGAAUGAAAGCAAUUCGCAGUGUUUAAAUGAAGACAUGCUUGGCCCAUGGAUCGCCACUGGAAACCCCUCAACAAAGUAUUCUGCCUGCAACUGCACUGAUGGCAUCCAGACGUGCCCACAGAAGAACUAUACCCCCCCUCACAGGAGGACCUUCUCUACACGAAUGCUUUAUAACGUUACGGGGCACAACGUGGAGACCUACAUUCUGGCAACCACCAAAGACUUCCUGCAGAAACGGUAUGGUGGCUGGAGUUUUGGGAUGCCUUUGACAAGAGAUCUCCAGUUUGAUAUCAAGCCAGUACCCCCCAGCAGAACACUGACUAAGGUGUGGUAUAAUCCCGAAGGUUAUCACAGCCUUCCAGCCUAUCUGAACAGCUUGAACAACUUCAUUCUUCGAGCUAAUCUGCCAAAAAAUGAGAGUUCCAGAUAUGGUAUUUUGUUAUCAGCUCACCCAUAUCCUGGAGGACAGAGUCAAGAACAAGUAAUGCUCAACAGCUUACUUGAUAUCAUAGUUUCAAUGUCUGUUCUGGUUGGCUACUCUAUCACAACGGCAAGCUUUGUGCUCUACGUAGUAAAAGAACAUCAAACUAAAGCCAAGCAACUGCAGCAUAUUUCAGGCAUUGGGAUGACAAGCUACUGGGUGACUAACUUCGUUUAUGAUCUGGUACUUUUUAUGAUCCCUAUUGGACUCUCGAUAGGAGUUAUUUCAUCCUUCCAGAUACCAGCAUUCUGCAACAACAAUAACUUACUGGCAGUAUUUCUUCUGUUGCUACUCUUUGGAUAUGCAACAUUUUCAUGGAUGUACUUGUUGGCUGGAGUCUUCAAGGAGACAGGAAUGGCCUUCAUCGUUUAUGUCUGUGUCAACUUGUUCUUUGGCAUCAAUACCAUCAUUACACACUCCGUUGUGUUUCUGCUCUCCCAGGAAAAGGCUACAGACCAGGGCUUGCGUGAUCUAGCUGAAAACUUAAGGCACGCCUUCCUUCUGUUCCCACAAUUCUGCUUUGGCUAUGGCUUGAUUGAGCUGUCGCAGGAUCAGGCACUGCUGGGCUUCUUGAAAGCCUACGGAGUGGACUACCCUGACAAAACCUUUGAACUGGACAAGACCACAUCCAAGCUGCUUGCCAUGUUUAUCCAGGGCACCGUGUUUUUUGCCAUUCGUCUGACAGUUCACGAUGGGAUGAUUCAGAAGGUCUGGAACAGCACACUGGAGUUCCUGUUUGACAGAGUGCACGGCAAAGCCCCACUUCUGCUGUCUGUGACUGAAGAAGAUGGGGAUGUUCAGGCAGAGAGGAUCCGAGUAGAGUCUGGCAAAGCUGACUUUGAUGUGGUACUGCUUCAGAACCUCACAAAGAUCUACCACCUUCCUCACAAACGCAUUGUGGCUGUGAAAAACAUCAGCCUGGGGAUUCCUGCUGGAGAGUGCUUUGGCUUGCUUGGUGUGAAUGGAGCUGGGAAGACAACCAUCUUUAAGAUGCUGACAGGAGAUAUCGGAGCAUCCAGCGGAAGGUUGCGGGUCCAGGAUCAUUCUGGGUCCUUGAAUGACAUCACUGAGGCACACUGGUCUCUCUUUGGCUACUGUCCUCAAGAAGAUGCCUUAGAUGACUUGCUGACGGUGGAAGAGCACAUGUAUUACUAUGCUAGACUCCAUGGCAUCCCAGAGAGAGAAAUCAAAGGAAUCGUGCUUCAGCUUCUCCACAGGCUCAAUCUGACGGCCUACAAAGACAGAGUCACCUCUAUGUGCAGUUAUGGCACCAACAGAAAACUGUCAACUGCUCUGGCUCUCAUUGGGAAUCCAUCUAUUCUGCUGCUGGAUGAACCGAGCUCCGGCAUGGAUCCAAAUGCUAAACGCCACCUUUGGAAAAUCAUCAGUGAGGAAGUGCAGAACAAAUGCUCCGUGAUACUCACAUCUCACAGCAUGGAAGAAUGUGAAGCCCUCUGUACCAGGCUGGCAAUUAUGGUGAAUGGGAGUUUUCAGUGCAUUGGCUCUUUGCAGCAUAUCAAGAGCAGGUUUGGAAGAGGAUUCACUGUGAAGAUGCACUUAAAUAGCAGCACAGUUGGCACAGAGACACUGACAGAGUUCAUGAAGUCACACUUCCCAAAUACGUGCCUGAAGGAUCGUCAUUUCAACAUGGUGGAGUACCAUGUUCCAGUCUCAGCAGGAGGGGUAGCAAAUAUAUUUGAUCUCCUGGAAGCCAGCAAAGAAGCCUUCAAAAUCAGGCACUUCUCAGUGAGUCAGACGACGCUAGAGGAGGUUUUCAUCGACUUUGCUAAAGAUCAAGCAGAUCCUGAUGGCACGGAUGCUGGUCCUGAUGUGACAUCGGACAGCUCUGACACCUGUAGCCAAGCUAGCACCAUAAGCUCCAUCUAUUGAAAAGGCACUACCAGAAGGCAUCACAGGAGCUGGGGAAAAAACCUCCUGACCCCUCUCAGGGUUCUUCCAGUUUCUUCCUGUUUUCUAUGACUGUAGGAUGGUAGGCAUAAAAAGCCACGACUACUUAACGUA